CAAUUCCAAUACCACUUUUAUUUCCCUUCUCGUAUAAAAAAAAGACAUACUAAUCUCCAAAAAAACAUAGACAAUAUUUACGCCACCCAAAAAAUAAAAAAAAAUCUCUCUGCCUCUUCUUCUUUUCUCUCAAACUCUCUCUCUCUCUGGUUCGUGGUCCAAUAGAUCGAAAAUGGGUCCGAUCGUUUUGACUCAGCUGGCAACGGGUCUGGGUGUGUUGGCCGGAGCGGCCCUGGUCAAAUCGGUCAUGGACCAGAAGACGAUGGCUGGCCCAUUUCCGAGGUGCCCAAGUUGUAACGGAACGGGUCGAGUCUCGUGCCUUUGUUCCCGUUGGUCUGAUGGUGAUACUGGGUGUCGGACUUGUUCCGGGUCGGGUCGAAUGGCUUGCAGCAGCUGUGGUGGGACCGGUACGGGUCGGCCCUUACCGGCCCAACUGUCUGUACGGACUCCGAACCGUCCUUCUUAAUCGGUUCGUGUAUUACAGUCUUGUCCUCUCUUAUAUAUAUAUAUAUUUUUUUUUUCUUCUUCAAAUUAAAUUAUUGUAAUAUGAAGUCUUUGAUACUUUAAAGUGAGGGAUAGAGAGAGAUGGGAGAUUAUUAUAGGUACCAAUUGUAAUGACCUUUACGGUAUUGAAAUUCUUAUAAAGUGGGAUAAGUUUAUAAGCUAA
Messenger RNA from Quercus robur (English oak), 667 nucleotides. RefSeq lists its product as uncharacterized. The record is from RefSeq and is a predicted model, not a curated record. Bases 173 to 466 code for a protein of 97 amino acids. The transcript has a single exon. NCBI's taxonomy places the organism in Eukaryota, Viridiplantae, Streptophyta, Magnoliopsida, Fagales, Fagaceae.